CACACACUAACACACACAGAGAGAAGGUGAAUCCUUUCCUUGUGGAGGGAUCCAGCUCUAUUGCCAUGGCUGGUGGGAAGCAGGAGCUCAAGAGAAGCAUCUCCAUCAUUCCCUGCUUUGUGUUUGUGGAGCUGGUGAUCAUGGCAGGGACUGUGGUGCUCGCCUACCACUUUGAAUACACAGACACUUUCCCGGUGCAUCUCCAAGGCUUCUUCUGCUAUGACAGUGCCUACGCCAAGCCCUACCCGGGUCCGGAAGACAGCAGCCGAGCUCCUCCGGUCUUGGUCUACUCUCUUGUCACUGCGGUGCCCACUGUGACGAUUCUUGUUGGGGAACUGGCUGCCUUCUUCCUCCAACCCGAACGACGUGAGGAGAAAACGAUAGUCUCUGGAGAGUGUUGCUAUUUCAACCCCCUUCUGCGUCGUAUCAUCCGCUUUUUGGGCAUAUAUUCCUUUGGCCUCUUCACAACCACCAUCUUUGCCAAUGCGGGCCAAGUGGUGACUGGCAACCAGACUCCACACUUCCUCUCUGUGUGUCGUCCCAACUACACAGCCCUGGGAUGCCAGCCGCCUCCGGGAAGCAUCUACGUGACUGACAAAGCAGCCUGCACUGGGAAUCCUGUCUUGGUUGCAGCUGCCCGCAAGGCCUUCCCUUCCAAGGAUGCUGCCCUCAGUGCCUACGCUGUGGCCUACAGUGUGAUGUAUGUCACUCUGGUUUUCCGGCUGAAGGGCUCACGCCUGGCCAAGCCCUCCUUGUGCUUGGCACUUCUGUGCCCAGCCUUCCUGGUGGGUGUUGUCCGCGUCGCUGAGUACCGCAACCACUGGGGUGAUGUGCUCGCAGGUUUCCUCACUGGUGGAGCCAUCGCAGCUUUCCUGGUGACUUGUGUGGUCAACAAUUUCCAGAGUACUCCAUCUGCAACCAAGAAAGCACCCCCUCCUGAAAGUCUGCCCAGCGGUCCAGUGAUGGGCUUGCCCUGCGUUGACAGUUCCAUUGAAAAGUUAAGCGUGGCCCAGCAAAAAAGGACCCCCCCAGAAGAACAAGAGUUCUCUGCACUACUAUCGAGAGGCCUGGAAAGGCAGCUAGCCCGAUCUCUUCGCUUGGCAGCUCCCGGCAGUGCGAUGGUGGCUCGCCCAUACGAAAUCACAGAGCUGUGUCCGCAGAGGUCACCUGAUCCUCAGCUGUGUCUCUUCCCCACCACCCCUGAUGUCCUCAUUCCCUCCCGGUCAGUCACCAGUGAGGUCUGACCCAAAGAGACCUCCUGGCAUUGACCCAAGGAGACACUCCUGGUGUUCUUGCCAUGGGACUGGGGUUUUGUUGGGGGUGGGAGCCUAAUCUUCUUCUUGCACUCCUAAUUUCCCAACCUCUUCCAUGGACUAUCCUGGGAUCAGACAAAAACUAGUGGCCAAGAUGUAAUGAGAAUUUGAGAUGCUAAUUCAGAAUCCAAGGCUAGAAGCAUACAAACCUUUCAGAAUCCCAAUGGUGCUAUUUCAGAAUUGUUUAGGAACUGAUGUAUUAAGCUGCCGAAUGGGUAAAAAAAGUAGCCUUUACAGAGACACUAUUGCUCUCUGCCAAAUCUAUGAAACUGAAUGGAUUGUAGACAACUGUAGAACAUCAGGCAACAAUGGCUUACAGGCCGAGACCAAUAAGUCCAUGAGAAAAGACAUGACUACCAAUGGCAAGAAUCUAAAACUGGUUUCUUGCUUGCAGCUUGUUUACAGUCAAGGACAAGGCACAAAAGGUGUAGGGGUGGGAAAUCCCAAGCUUCUUCAGGCAGAUUCCUUUUACUACAUUUUUGCUGAACUAAAACCUGUGCUCCUUUUAUAUAAAGAUGAGAAAGAAUCCCACCAGCCUUUCUCUGAGGCUGAGAGAAAGAGUGUAAUAUUGCUGUUGGAACAGAAAAUAGUGUGAUCUAGACAAAUUAGUGAUCUUACCCAUAUAUUAACAUGGAUCUUACCCAGCUUCCUACAUUCACUUUAUAUAGUCUCUUUAUCCUUAAUCCCAGGUGGUGUGAUUGUUCAAUAGUGGAGGAAAUACACUCUGAGCCUGCACAUCCUCCAGAGUACGUAUUGUUGCUCCCUUGCAUAUAAAAAGGGGACUGGGAUUCUGGUUUAAACUCUGGGACUCUGUCUAAAACAAGCCAGGAUCAAUGCCCUACCAAGCAGUGCUCCAAGGUUCUGUGUUAAGUGUCUCCAAACCUCCUGAAUUCUUUUAGCCCUCGAUCCUCCCUCCUUCCCAGCAGAUGUACCCCAUUGGCCUAGGUCCAUUUACGUGUGGGUAUCAUAAAGUGGCUUGAGGCAGAACAAGAAGACUCCUUUCUGUCAUCCCUAAGGGAGGUGUGUUUAUGGUAUCAUCGAAUCAUAGAAUCAGAGAGUUGGAAGAGACCGCAAGGGCCAUCUAGUCCAACC
This is a messenger RNA of Sceloporus undulatus (fence lizard), 2405 nucleotides long. RefSeq names its product phospholipid phosphatase related 2 (gene PLPPR2). Gene Ontology annotation, molecular function: phosphatidate phosphatase activity. The transcript is spliced from 10 exons. Bases 66 to 1244 code for a protein of 392 amino acids. Gene Ontology annotation, biological process: signal transduction; phospholipid metabolic process; phospholipid dephosphorylation. The record is from RefSeq and is a predicted model, not a curated record. Lineage: Eukaryota; Metazoa; Chordata; Lepidosauria; Squamata; Phrynosomatidae.